This is a messenger RNA of Drosophila arizonae, 4092 nucleotides long. It is a transcript of the gene sdt, whose product is annotated as MAGUK p55 family member stardust. The record is from RefSeq and is a predicted model, not a curated record. Lineage: Eukaryota; Metazoa; Arthropoda; Insecta; Diptera; Drosophilidae. Gene Ontology annotation, molecular function: protein binding.
AAGCAUAGCGAACGCACAAACAACGAGCAACAACAACGACAUAAACAAAACAAAGAACAAACAGCAAAAUGCGCAUCCUGAAGCAAUGGCCACGUCGACGUUCCGGCUCCAGCAUUGUGGUCAUUGAUGGCGAUGAUCUGAAGCCAUGUCUGCCGGAUGAUUACAUUAGCGGUCAGCACCACCAUUUGCACCACCAGCAGCAGCAACAGCAGCAGCACCAGCAGCAGCAGCAUUACCGCUCGCACUCAAGUGAUAUUAGGGAGAUUGAUCAGGAAAUGCUGACCAUGUUGUCGGUCAAUCAAGAUAACGGUCCACAUCGCGAGAUGGCCGUCGACUGCCCCGACACGUUUAUAGCGCGCAACAAGACGCCACCCAGGUAUCCGCCGCCCCGUCCGCCACAGCAACAACAACAACAGCAACUGGCAGCAGCAACAUCAGCAGCAACAACAGGCGCCCAAACAGCGCAACAGCAAAUGCCCAGCUACAAGAAGCCAGCCGCAAUAGACAGCAGCAACAAUCACAGCAGCAGCAACAGCAACAGCAACAGCCACAGCAACAACAAUGUUGCCGUCGAGCUGCUGUGCGUGGUGGAUGAGAUCUACUGCAAGGGCGACAGCUCGCCAUCGUCGAACAGCUUCGAUGAUAUGCUGAGCAAACAGACGCUGGAAACCUUUGAGACAAUUGCCUAUCGUCACCUGCAGCAGCAGCAGCAACUGACGACGAGCAACAGCAACAGCAACAGCAACACCAAUAACAACAGCAACAGCGCCACCGUGACGCCCAAUAGCAACAGCAACUCCUUGAACAGCACACGAAGCAGCAGCAACAGCUCCAUGCACAACAGCAGCAACAGUCACAGCAGCAACAGCAACAGCAACAGCAACAGCCACAGCAGCAACAUCAACAGCGCUGCAGCAUCCACAGCGAGCAGCUCAACGAUGCCGGAUGAUCUGAGCAUGGCGCCACCUGGCUAUGAGCCAGCCGGCAAUCAGCUGCUCUUGCCGCAGGCCAAGCAUCGCGAGCUGCCCGUCGACGUGCCCGAUAGUUUCAUUGAGAUGGUCAAGGCGCCGCCGCGCUACCCGCCGCCGGCGCAUCUAUCAUCGCGCGGCUCGCUGCUCUCGAAUGCCAGCUCCUCGAACGCAUCCACGGCGCAGACGACGCUCUCAUCGCUGGGCGUGGUUGUUGCUGCGCCAGCUGCCAUUGCUGCUGCUGCUGCUGCUGCUCCUGCUGCUGCUGCUGGCGGUGCCCUUGCCGCCAUUGCUGGCGAUGGCAAGCGUAUUGCUGAUGAGCUCAAUGGCAACUCGAAGCCUUUGCCACCGCCUCGUGAUCAUCUGCGCAUCGAGAAGGAUGGACGUCUCAUUAACUGCGCCCCAGCACCACAGCUGCCAGACCGGCGAAUACCCGGCAAUGGCAGCGCCAUUCAGCAUCAGCACCAGCACCAGCAACAACAACAACAACAACAACAGCCACAGCCACAGCAAAUAGCGCAAGUUGUGGCGCCAACGCUCGAGCAAUUGGACAGCAUUAGAAAAUAUCAGGAGCAAUUGCGACGUCGACGCGAGGAGGAGGAGCGCAUCGCCCAGCAGAAUGAGUUUCUACGCAACAGCUUGCGUGGCUCACGCAAGCUCAAGGCGCUUCAGGAUACGGCCACAGCCACGCCCACGGCCGGGAAGGCGCUCGCGCAGCAGCAGCAUGCGACUGCAGCAGCAACAACAAUUGCUGGCGUCGAGAACGAGGCAUAUCUGCCGGAUGAGGACCUAAUGCCAGCGGAACACAUCGAUGGCUACGGGGAGCUGAUCGCGGCACUGACGCGCCUGCAGAGCCAGCUGGCGAAGAGCGGCCUGAGCAACCUGGCGGGCCGAGUGUCGGCGGCGCAUAACGUCCUGGCCACCGCCAGUGUGGCCCAUGUGCUGGCCGCCAGGAGCGCGGUGCUGCAGCGCAGGCGCCCGCGGGUGGCCGGGCCGGUGCACUCCGGGGCGCUGGGCUUGCAGAAGGAGAUUGUGGAGCUGCUGACGCAGUCGAAUACGGCGUCGGCCAUUGAGCUGGGCAAUCUGCUGACCAGCCACGAGAUGGAGGGCCUGCUGUUGGCGCACGACCGCAUUGCCAGCCAUACGGACGCGUCGCCCUCGCCCAUGCCGACGCCCAUGCCGACGCCGACGCCCUCACAGACGCCCACGGCGACGGCCACCACGCUGAGCGGCCACAGCAGUCCCGUGGCUGGAGCCAAGGCAGCGGGCACGGCCGCAGCGAGCGGCAGAGCGGCAAUGGCGGUGCUGCCGCCAGUGGUGCCGCCAGUGGCCAGCUCGGUGGCGCAGCGCGGAGCCAUGCCGCUGCCUGUGGCGGUGGGCGUGCGCGGCGAGUCGCCACCCGGCAUGAGCGCCUGCUUCGGCACGCUGAACGACCAGAACGACAACAUACGCAUCAUACAGAUCGAGAAGUCCACCGAGCCGCUGGGCGCAACGGUGCGCAACGAGGGCGAGGCGGUGGUCAUCGGCCGCAUCGUGCGCGGCGGUGCCGCCGAGAAGUCCGGCCUGCUGCACGAGGGCGACGAGAUACUGGAGGUGAAUGGUCAGGAGCUGCGGGGCAAGACGGUGAAUGAGGUGUGCGCCCUGUUGGGCGCCAUGCAGGGCACGCUCACGUUCUUGAUUGUGCCCGCCGGCAGUCCGCCGCCCGGCGGCGGCCUCUGCAGCGGCCUGGGCAUGCAUCACGUGGGCGGGAUGGCGCAUCGUGAUACGGCCGUGCUGCACGUGCGGGCACACUUCGACUAUGAUCCGGAGGAUGAUCUGUACAUACCGUGCCGGGAGCUGGGCAUCAGCUUCCAGAAGGGCGAUGUGCUGCAUGUGAUAUCCCGCGAGGAUCCCAACUGGUGGCAGGCGUACCGCGAGGGCGAGGAAGAUCAAACGCUGGCCGGCCUCAUUCCUAGUCAGUCCUUCCAGCAUCAGCGCGAGACCAUGAAGCUAGCCAUUGCCGAGGAGGCGGGUCUGGCGCGCUCCCGCGGCAAGGAGGGUGCCACCAGCAAGGGUGCAACGCUUCUCUGCGCUCGCAAGGGCCGCAAGAAGAAGAAGAAGGCCAGCUCCGAGGCAGGCUAUCCGCUGUAUGCUACGACAGCGCCCGACGAAACGGACCCCGAGGAGAUACUCACCUACGAGGAGGUUGCGCUCUACUACCCCCGCGCCACUCACAAGCGCCCCAUUGUCCUUAUCGGCCCACCCAACAUUGGCCGGCACGAACUACGCCAGCGCCUGAUGGCCGACUCCGAGCGUUUCUCGGCUGCAGUGCCACACACAUCCCGUGCCCGGCGAGAGGGCGAGGUGCCCGGCGUGGAUUAUCAUUUCAUCACGCGACAAGCCUUCGAAGCAGACAUUCUGGCGCGUCGCUUCGUGGAGCAUGGCGAAUACGAGAAGGCCUACUAUGGCACAUCACUGGAGGCCAUUCGCACAGUCGUUGCCAGUGGAAAGAUUUGUGUGCUGAACUUGCAUCCGCAGAGCCUGAAGCUGCUGCGUGCCUCCGACCUGAAGCCCUAUGUGGUGCUGGUGGCACCGCCCAGUCUCGACAAGCUGCGCCAGAAGAAACUGCGCAACGGCGAGCCGUUCAAGGAGGAGGAGCUGAAGGACAUCAUCGCCACCGCACGAGACAUGGAGGCGCGCUGGGGUCACCUCUUCGACAUGAUCAUUAUCAACAACGACACGGAGCGAGCUUAUCACCAGCUGCUGGCGGAGAUCAAUUCGCUGGAGCGCGAGCCCCAAUGGGUGCCCGCCCAGUGGGUGCACAACAAUCGCGACGAAUCAUAAUGUCCUCAUCGCCGACUGCUGCCCCAACUCCAGAUCCAGCCACAACCUCAGCGCCAGUCAGCGUUAGCUUUGUAAAUACUUUUCAAUUUAGCCAUGUGAAGGUGAAGCAGCUGCAGAAACAGCAAAUCAGCAAAUCAGCUGAUUGGCGGAUCAGUGGGCCAAGUCAUCCCUUUGCUAUGCGUAUUAUCGGGCGUGGAGUGUCUGCACUUACACAUACAGCUAUAUAUCUAUAUAGUGAGCCCAUUUAACUACUUAUUUACUUUUGUACUUAACCCGCUCCCAUAUACUCGUAUUAUUUAUG